Molecule: messenger RNA, 1483 nt
Organism: Paramecium octaurelia
Lineage: Eukaryota; Ciliophora; Oligohymenophorea; Peniculida; Parameciidae
Source: the annotation of a GenBank genome assembly
AUGAUAAAUAAUUCACUAAGAAAAGCACUUAUUUAAUUCUUCAGUCCAUUGGGAUUAAGAACUUCCCUGUACAGUUUCUCAUACUCAAACAAGUUUAGAUAGCAUUCAUCAAGAUCUUAAUUCAAUGGAUCGUAUCAUUCAAGAUCUCAGAUAUCAUUUGGUGAAUUCGCUAGACAUUGUGAAUUGUUAUCGCAAGAAUAAUAAAGUGAGAUCGUAAAAAAAUUACAAUUGAUACCUGAAGCUCCUACUAAUGAUGUAAUGGGUUUCAUCAAAGCAAACAAGAUUCAUGGCAAAAUUUUUAAUAUUGCUCAGAAUUUUGAUUUUCUACCUGAACAACUUUAGGAAGCCUUGAAAGCAAAGAACAUAACAUCUCCAUCUCCAAUUCAAUAAGCAAUCAUUCCAUUGAUCUUUGAUGGUCAUGAUGUGAUUGCAAUAGCCGAAACAGGAUCAGGUAAGACACUUGCUUAUGCUUUACCUGGAAUAAUGCACAUGUAAGCUCAACCACCUAUCACUGGUCCAAGAAUAUUGGUUAUGGCUCCAACAAGAGAAUUGGCAUAGCAAAUUUAGACUCAAUAUGAUUCCUUUGUAAAAACCUGUUGUUUAUUUGGAGGAAUACAGAAGCCUCAUCAAUAUGUGAGUUUGUUGGGUAAAACAAAUAGGUUUGCUAGACCAGAAACACCCAAAGUGAUUAUUGCCACUCCAGGGAGAUUACUAGAUUUUAUCAAGGAUGGAUUACCAUUGAAAUCAAUUACUUAAGUAGUUUUGGAUGAGGCUGAUAGAAUGUUGGAUAUGGGUUUCGAAGAUUAAAUACGUGAUGUAUUGAAAGAAGUCAGAAAAGAUAGAUAAACAUUAUUCUUCAGUGCCACUUGGCCAUAAGAAGUGCAGAGAUUGGCAAAUAAUUUAUGCAAUCAAGAUCCAAUCUUUUUGCAAUUAGGAGAGAGAGGAUUGUCUGUGAAUAAGAACAUCACAUAAAGUGUGAUAAUGUCUGGUGGAAAUAAGUUCGAAUAAUUAAUUGAGUACUUCAAUCAAAUAAAAGAUAAAAAGGUUUUGGUGUUUUGUUAGAAGAAAAUAGACACAUAAAAACUUGAAUAUAAAUUAUCAUAGCAUGGAGUCAAUGCUCGAUAUUUACACGGAGAUUUAAAAUAGAAUCAGAGAGAUUACAUCAUGUAAGAGUUUAGAAAUGGAAGGGCUAAUUGUUUAAUCACAACUAAUUUAGCUUCAAGAGGAUUGGAUGUUUCAGAUGUAGAUAUUGUGGUAAUUUUUAUUAUCUAUAUUUAUGCAGAUUAAUUAUGAUUUCCCAGAAAAUAUUGAAGAUUAUAUCCACAGAAUUGGCCGAACUGGUAGGGCUGGCAAGAAGGGAGAGGCUUUGAGCUUUAUUGAACCUAGAGAUUUGAAUUACAAACUCAAAGAUGAUCUCAUCAAAGUUUUUAAAUAAUCCUCUUAGGAGAUUCCAUAAUAAUUAUUGAAACUCAAGGUGUAUUGA